Messenger RNA from Trematosphaeria pertusa, 2044 nucleotides. RefSeq lists its product as uncharacterized. Lineage: Eukaryota; Fungi; Ascomycota; Dothideomycetes; Pleosporales; Trematosphaeriaceae. The record is from RefSeq and is a predicted model, not a curated record. The transcript is spliced from 2 exons. Bases 247 to 1875 code for a protein of 542 amino acids.
GCAACACCACCAUUCUCCAGGUGAGAAAUCGCUCUUUCUCGAUAGAUUUAGUCGCAUUUUAGUCAGCCGGUGCCGUUAUAAUCCCCGAUAGCCCUGGGCAUGAGUACUUUCUUUUAGAAGGACGCCGAGCCAUUCAGAAUAAUAAGAAGGGUGUCCUCCUUCCGAGGACAGUCACCGCGCAAGCCCUAAAGCUCACUGUCCCAACCCUGCGCUAUAUGCUCCUUUCUCAUUCCACUACCCUUUGCGAUGCACUCUUUACUAUAUCUAUUACUUCCAAGGUUCUUUCCGAAUUACCUCCACUGCAGUCUCCACCUCGCCAUCAAAUUAACGGUGUCAUCUAGCCUACCCGUAUCCGAUAGCAAGCAAAACGAUGGCUCCUCCAGUCUCCUAACUGAUGCUAUCUUCUCCGAGCCUAUUGACGCUUUCUGCGAGAAUCCCUGGACUCCCUUCUCUAAAUCGUGCGCGAGUCCCGCAUCUGUGUCUGCAUCACUCCAAUAUGCACAGCUCUGUGACAAUUUCAGCGCAUUUAAGAGCGAUCACUACCUUUGGUCCGAUGAUGACACUGUUGUCUGCCCUCACGAUCUGGAGUUGAACGGAGUCGUCUGCACAGGAGAUGCCGCGAAGGGGACGUCGCUCACGUUGCGAUGCGUCAACAACCCCCGAACCGACGCGACCACCCCCGAAACCCCCAGGAACGAAAGCGAAUACCCCAAUCUAGGCCUUCAUCACUCCUGGCAGCCAUCCGCGGGUUGCAAAAGCCAGAAAUCUGACUCCAGCGGACACCGCGGCCCUCAGACGAGCAUUGCUCCUAUCAAGAAAUGGCUAUCUAGCCAUGCCUCAUCUCCGUAUGCGAGCGAGGAUGAGGUUCUAAAACUUGCUUCAGUAACUGGCCACUCUCCUCGGCAAGUGCGAGUCUGCCUCAGUAAUCUUCGAGCCCGCCUGCUGAAGAAUACCUCAGAACCUCCCAACAUCGGAGCGACUUCUUACCACUCUGACGAUAUCGCUACGGCGCGCAGAGUAUCUCGGCCUUCGGUUCACGACUCAGAGGAGUCGUCUUUUAGCCCAUUUUAUUCCAGCUCAACGCCCGACGGAACCGCAGGCUUGCGCGCGGUGGACUAUCGAAGCACCCUCCCUCAGACAUCCGACCUGGACUGGCAGGUUGGGAGUAUCGUCAAUCUCACGGGCGCUGCUCCAAUCGACAAUAACCAACUCGAAGUCCCGUAUCAGGAUUGGCCUCUCGCUUCCACGGCCGCUCCGGCUAGGGCUAUCAAGAGGAAGGGAAAGAGAUGCUAUCGCUCAAGAUAUCCGACCAGUGCAGGUGGGCCUUCUACAUCCGAUGACUCCAGUGACAAUCUUCGCAAAUGCUCUGAAAGAUUCCACUGCACCGUAUGCACCAAAUCCUUCAAGGAUAUGUAUGGGUGGAAACGACAUGAAUCUGGCGUACACGACUUUCGCCUCACGGAGUGGACCUGCAUGCUCAAUGGUGUCUUGCUAGACGGGGUAGACUGCGCCUUCUGCGGGGAAGAGGUCGACGACCCCACCCAUUUCGACCGACACAGCAUCCUUAAUUGCUUGGACAAGGAUGCCACUCAAAAGACUUUUGCUCGGAAGGACCUCCUCAAACAGCACGUCCAGCAAGUUCAUCUAGCGAUGGCUGACGAGGCAACUAAGAAGGCUUUUCAAGUGCCGCACUGUUGGGCUAAGGACAUUGACGCUGCGGUUUCUAACCCCGCUUCGUUGUGGUGUGGCUUUUGUCAGGUUUCUUUGGAAUCGACGGCCUUGCGGAUGGACCAUGUGGUGGACCAUUUUCGAGCGGGUCUCGAUAUGAGUGGUUGGUAUCCUCAAUCCAUCGCGGAAGGUGGAUCCAACUGGUGAGAACGUGGGUAUACUGUAGAGGGAGCCUCUUUCGGUCCUUUCCGCAGGUGUCCUGGUGCAAUUGUUUUUAUUUGGGAUUUUGCAUGCGGAACGGCCUCGUUCUUCUCUUCUUAUACCUGACUGACUAGUCAAUAUUGCGCACCUUAUCAUCUCCAUGCUUAAAUUCUCU